This is a messenger RNA of Betta splendens (Siamese fighting fish), 1579 nucleotides long. It is a transcript of the gene itm2bb, whose product is annotated as integral membrane protein 2Bb. The coding region runs from base 139 to 945 and encodes 268 amino acids. The record is from RefSeq and is a predicted model, not a curated record. Lineage: Eukaryota; Metazoa; Chordata; Actinopteri; Anabantiformes; Osphronemidae. Gene Ontology annotation, molecular function: amyloid-beta binding. Gene Ontology annotation, cellular component: plasma membrane; extracellular exosome; Golgi apparatus. The transcript is spliced from 7 exons. Gene Ontology annotation, biological process: negative regulation of amyloid precursor protein biosynthetic process.
GUCGCUGGGGCAGAUCUCCGAAGAAGAGUGAAGAGUGGCUGUUUUACGUUGGAUCAGUUUCACUGUGUUUUUGGUUGUUUUUUUCGCCCUUGUCGUCUUAUAUUUUCUGGUUAAGAUUUUGCCAACUCUUGUUCCAGGAUGGUAAAAGUGUCUUUUAACACCGCCCUGGCACAGAAAGAUGUGAAAAAGGACGCAGAGACUCUUAUUCCCGAGGAGGACAAAGAUGCAGAGGCGGCUCUGCCAGUCCGUCACCAGUCCUGUAACUGGUGCUGGUACCUGUGCCCCGCCCUCAUGCUGGCUGCACUGGUGGUUGCAGGAGCCUACGUGUACCACUAUCACAUCCAGGAGGUGAGCAGCCAUCAUGACUGGGACUCUGAGGAGGGUCAGGUGUUCACGUGUGGGGUCGGGUACCUUGAGGAGAACUACAUGAUCCCAGAGGAAGAGGAGGUGGAAGUUGAGCUGCCAAACCAGUUCCACCUGCGUCAGCUCGAAGAGACGAUCCGGGUGCUGGAGACCGAUCAGGUGGAGCUCAUCAACGUCCCUGUGCCAGAGUUUGACGGCGGAGACCCCGCAGACAUCGUCCAUGACUUCCAGCGGAGGUUGACCGCCUACCUGGAUCUGAGUCUGAACAAGUGCUACGUCAUCCCGCUCAACACCUCCAUCGUCAUGCCCCCUAGAGACCUUCUGGACCUGCUUGUCAAUGUUAAGGCCGGCACCUACCUGCCUCAGUCCUACCUGAUCCAUGAGGAGAUGAUAGUCACAGAGCGUCUUCAGCACGUAGAACAGCUUGGAUACUUCAUCUACAACCUCUGCCAAGGCAAAGACACCUACAAGCUGCAGCGCAGGGACAGAAUCCUGGGUAUGCAGAAGCGUGAAGCUCAGAACUGCUUCAAGAUUCGCCACUAUGAGAAGUUUGUGGUGGAGACUAAGAUCUGUGAGCCUUAGGACACCCGUGGCCACACACCUGCUCUUAAAGCCACUGGUGUGCAGUGAGGUUGUGUUUCUCUUCCUCACCUGUCUUCUCUUUCCACUGUCCUGCACUUCAGAUAGAUUGAGUGGGUGAGGGGAGCGAAAUGUGAAGAGGAUUGUUUGAUUAAAAGGGGAGAGUUUUGUAUUUUUUCACUUGCACGGUGGGGUUUUCUGGUAUCUUUAAUUACUGAAAAUUGCUACGAGUCAGCUGAGCUUCAAAAAAUAAAUUAUUUUAAUCAAAAUAACCAAUAGCACAGACGUUUAUUAUAACGUAGAUUAAUAUCAAGCCUUUUUCUGUCAGACUAAACAUGUUGAAGGCAGCUUUUGUUCCACUCGUCCUGGUUCAAAAAUCAGGGAAGCUUGGCUUUGGGGUGUGUUAUGUCUGUCUAUGCUGUAGCUGAUCUUACACUUUCUCAACUGGAAAAUGAUUUUACAAUAAAAGUGUGGAUGUGUGUUUCUGUGGUUUAGCUUUAAAAACAAGUUUAUACAGUACAGUUACAGGAAAACAUUUUUUUUGAAUGUGUAAUUUUUUGGAUAACUCUUUUUAACUAAUUUGUGUAUAUAAUCUCUAGAAACAGACCAACACAAUAAAUGACAAACCACAAUUGGA